Molecule: messenger RNA, 1983 nt
Organism: Melanotaenia boesemani (Boeseman's rainbowfish)
Lineage: Eukaryota; Metazoa; Chordata; Actinopteri; Atheriniformes; Melanotaeniidae
Gene: echdc1
Product: enoyl CoA hydratase domain containing 1
Exons: 7
Coding region: 143-1105 (320 amino acids)
Biological process (GO): fatty acid beta-oxidation
Cellular component (GO): cytosol
Molecular function (GO): enoyl-CoA hydratase activity
Source: RefSeq, a predicted model, not a curated record
AUAUAACUUUUAAUAAUGUUUCGUGUCCCUGAAUGCCUUGUUUUUAUUUUCUAAAAUAGCAUAAUUGUGGUUCUAUAGCAGCAUACAGUUUUCUUGACUGAAACAACGGCUUCUACUGGGUGUUAAAUGUCUGCAGCUUAACAUGUCUGUUUUUACAACCUGCGUGAAGAUGGUUCUUUGUGCGCUGAGGCGGCAGCUCCUGAGGAGCAGCAGCUGCUGUGGAACCUGGACCAGGCCCUUGCAGAGACAGAGCAGUGGCUGUGUUUACUCCGGGAUCCAUGGCUUCAAUCGGGAGGAGAUCAGAGAGAAGCUGCAGGCCUUUCCUGGAGGCUCCAUCGAUCUGCUGAAACAGGACUCUGGCAUAGCUGUUCUGACUAUCAACAACCCCUCCCGCAUGAAUGCUUUCUCUGGCAGCAUGAUGGUGGAUCUAGAGGAGAAGGUGACACAGCUGGAGGAGUGGACAGAUGGUAAAGGCCUGAUUGUUCAGGGUGCUGCUGAAACUUUCUGUUCUGGAUCUGAUCUCAACGCUGUCCGAGCAAUAUCUAACCCCCAGGAUGGGAUGGAAAUGUGUAUGUUCAUGCAGAAUGCUCUCACAAGGCUGCUCAGGCUGCCUCUUAUCUCCGUUGCUCUAGUGGAAGGGAGAGCAUUGGGAGGUGGCGCAGAACUCACCACUGCCUGUGAUUUUAGGUUAAUGGCAACAGGCAGCGUGAUCCAGUUCGUCCACAAACACAUGGGUCUGGUUCCUGGCUGGGGUGGUGCUGCACGACUUAUCCACAUUGUUGGAAACCAGAAUGCACUGAAAUUGCUCAGUGGUGCUGUAAAAGUGGACUCUGAACUUGGCCUGCAGAUUGGAAUGGCAGAUGGAGUCCUGGAGGCCAACCAGGAAGCCAAAGGUCCAGGCACUCCCCUGCAGCAGGCUGAAAACUGGCUCAGCCGUUUUACCAAAGGACCUGCACCUGUGAUCCAGGCUGUGAAGAAAGUAGUAUUGUCAGGCAGAGAACUCCCUCUGUCAGAGGCUCUGAGGACUGAGAAGGAUGUAUUCGGGACUGUGUGGGGUGGUCCAGCGAACCUGCAGGCCCUUGCAAGCAAAUCCAAACACAAAUGAUCUGGUCUAGGUGUCUCCCUCCAUCAAAACUGUUUGUGAUAAAACUACCUUUGUGGAGUGGUUGACUCAUGUUUCAUAACACUCAACUAAAACCUUUUUAUGCACUUUUUUUGUUAAGCAUGACACAAGAAACUAGAAUCUGUUAUCUCUGGUUUCUGGGCUGGAGUGCCUUUGUGUUUUUCACAAUACUGUGUAGAUACUGAGUUCUUUUCUUAAGGUUUAUCUCUUAAAUAAAACAACAUCAUUAAAUAAAAGUGACACACACUGAUGAAGCAGGACAAGCAUAAAGCAUCAUUACCAGCAUCUGCAUGGCAGAUAGAGAAAAAUCUGUAUUUGCUGGUCAGUUCAGCUAAUCUUUCAGAUUCCUCAGUGCUCACUAUGUCAAAACAGCCUGGAGUUGUCCCUUUUCUUGGCUUCUACUAAAUUGUAAACUUAGAUGUAAGAGCUUAACUUGACUGAUUUCCAGUAAUCUGCAACAGGAACUUUGACUGAGCCAAAUGACACCAUGUUCAUAUCAACAUAUCACAUGGUUUGGUUUAGCUUGUGGCUUAUUUUGCUAUGCAUACUAAUUAAUCAAUGUGACAAAUGAGGCAUUGGAAAAGCACAUGAGGACAAACUAAAAUGGCAAGAACAGGACAGGCUCCUCAAUGCUGGCAGGCCAUAAUCUCCUGUUACUUUCCAGAGGUCAUGUUUCUUGGCAAAACACCCACAUGGAGUGUUUAUACCUGCCAUGCUCAGAAUACCAAACACCUACAAGGUGAACAGAUGCUAAUCACAAAGACUUGAUGUGGAGAAACUGGAAAUGGGCCCAUGGUCAAGAUGUGCAACCCUAAAUGUUAAGGAAUCAUAAAAGUAAACUUACAUAUUAAACAGUUUUU